AUGGCCAGAUGGAAUGUGCGCACACGCUGCCCUCUUUCCUCGUGUACCAAGACAACCUCGCGGGACGCAGACAUCGAGCGUCAUCUCAAAACUCACAAAAGGGAUAAAGAGGACAUUCUGCACUGCGGCAAGUGCCCCUUUACGACGUUACAGUCCAGCAAUUUAGAAAAGCACCGCAAGGGGCAUCACUCUGGAAAAGAAAAGUAUAAAUGCUCGGAUCCAUGUUGUACAUUUGGCGCUAACACACAAGGUGCCAUCACCGCUCAUCAAAAUAGGUUCCACAAGGGUGUGACAGCCUCAACGUGGGAUACGGUGAUUACAUUCGAGAAACCUGCUCACGAACUCGAAAGCACGGUGCCACUGGAAUCCUCCGGCUCGUCGCCGUCGUAUACUUCAGACUCCCUUGCCACCAACAUCAAUGAGACACGGUUAGAAGACUCCUCCUUUCCAAACCCUCCGCCACUCGACAUAGGUCCGGCUCCUCUCACAGUAUCAGCGUAUUCGCAGGCAGUAUCCACCGAUGCGGAACAGUUCCGUAGUACUCCUUCUGCAAGUGGCUUGCAACACGACGACAAGCAUAUAUUACCAGAAGCGAAAAUCCUAUAUCCCGCAGUGAAGGCUGGCCCUCCUUUGGAUAUCGAAUCAGACCCCAUUUUUUCGCAAGGAGAAUGCUUCCCAGCAGGUGUCGACGACUCUUUUGGCGCAGUUUCGUCUUCCCACACUGGCAUCAUAGACGAUGGCUCGAUCGUGGACGUACCGGCGAUAUCGAACACGUUCAAUGUACCCACUCCUGUUCAUGUGCCAGCUAAUUCUCUCGGAUACCAACAAGAUCCCCAGCAAGUUUAUUCUGCGCCACUGCCGCGUUCCAUACCCGCCUACAGUUGCCCCGGUCUCGUGGAUUCAAUGAUGAACGCAAACACGCUCAACACACCGUUUCCCGCCUACAAUGCUGCUGGUCCCUCAGGAUACCAAUACCAACCCGAGCUCGUCACGACGGCACCUUUGCAAUACUCGGUUCCCUCUGGCAUUUAUCCUGAAUCGUACCAAACCUAUCAAGCGGCGUCUUGGAAUGCGUUAAACACGGGCAUGCCGCAACCCGUGAAUAAUGCACUAUCUGCAGUCCAAAACCAACAAUACUGGAUGCCGACUUCCUCAGUGCAGCCUUCGCCAAACUAUAUUUCAGAGUACGCUUUCCCAGUGUACGCGUCGGAACAUUUCAGCGAUGGAGUAUACGAGGGAAUUCAAUAUCGUUGAAUUCCGAAGGGGAAGAUGGGACAUUUUCGCGUCCUGGCGUGAUGGUCCUUCCUUCGUAGACGGACGAACUUUUUCUUUGCAUCAAAUCUGUUGGGUGUUAGGACAUUCCCGUUACUUACAAUCUAUGCUCUACGGUUGGGUGGCAUGUGUAUUACUUAGUUCUCUCCUCCAUCAAGGCAAAUAUAUUUCUCAGCUGUAUACUUGUGUAAUUCUCUUUAGGGUCUCUUACCUUGAACAAAAAUUAUUCGCUAAGUACUAUACAUACACAUUGUACGCCAAUCAAGUGCCGUUGAGGUACUUGGUA
This is a messenger RNA of Desarmillaria tabescens, 1558 nucleotides long. RefSeq lists its product as uncharacterized. The transcript is spliced from 3 exons. Lineage: Eukaryota; Fungi; Basidiomycota; Agaricomycetes; Agaricales; Physalacriaceae. Bases 1 to 1254 code for a protein of 417 amino acids. The record is from RefSeq and is a predicted model, not a curated record.